This is a messenger RNA of Lithohypha guttulata, 1503 nucleotides long. RefSeq lists its product as uncharacterized. Lineage: Eukaryota; Fungi; Ascomycota; Eurotiomycetes; Chaetothyriales; Trichomeriaceae. The transcript has a single exon. The record is from RefSeq and is a predicted model, not a curated record. Gene Ontology annotation, cellular component: membrane. Gene Ontology annotation, molecular function: zinc ion transmembrane transporter activity. The coding region runs from base 1 to 1503 and encodes 500 amino acids. Gene Ontology annotation, biological process: intracellular zinc ion homeostasis; zinc ion transmembrane transport.
AUGGCAUUCACAAUCUCGCGUCGAGUGCUAACAGGCAUUCUGUUCUUUACACUAUUCACACUAGCUGUAGGGGAUGUACUGGAACAGAUCAAGGAAAGCCCCUCUCACACGUUCGACUCGAUCAAGGACAAGAUAUCUAUUAGCACAGAAGACCUACAGCAUAUCCUGCGUCUGGCAACACAGAAGCAAGCAGAUUUUCUGAAAGAUCGAUCAUGGACUACCAAAAUAUUCGGCAUACUCUUCCCAUCCUCCAGACCUGCCGUUAAUGCCUUGCUAGCGACAGCCUAUAUCUCUGGGCCACCUAACUUCCUUCUAGCACUAUGUCCACCCAACAUUGACCCCAGCUCUUUGAGCAUAAUGGUGGCCUUUGCUGUGGGCGGUCUCCUUGGUGACACUUUCUUCCACCUGUUACCAGAAAUCUUCCUCGGCGAAGAUGAUGAUGGGUCCAAAGUCCGGCUCGUCCAUCUAGAGCCAAAUCGUAACACUCUUCUAGGUGUCUUCAUAUUCAUCGGCCUAGCAACCUUCAUGGCCAUGGACAAAGCACUUCGUAUAGCAACUGGAGGAGCACAUAGUCACAGUCACACCGGCGAGCACAACAUCCGGGAGCAAGCCCAAAAAUUCGAUGUCGGCGACUACCGCCUUCUAGACGAUCUCUCCGAGCUAGCCAAGAAAGAGAGUAGAGAAGAACAACGUGAACGUCUCUCAAACAAACCCUACAACGAUACAAGAGUCAACGGCAAGAAAACCCGAGACAUCAUCGCGCACAUUGCAUCGACUAAUCAGGAGAUCCGGAGGCGAAACACUGGCACGUCCGAAAACCAGCAGCAGUCCCAGCAAAAACCCAAAGAAGUAAGCAUCUACGCAGACGAAGACGACAACAACAACAAUGAUACCGGCCUCGAAGCAACCCGAACCACCUCCCCAACCCAAUCCAAAUCAUCCCCUCCCACAACCAAAGAAAAGAAAGACCUCAACCCCAGCGUCAAGCUCGCCGGCCUCCUAAACCUGGUCGCCGACUUCACCCACAACAUCACCGACGGCCUCGCCCUCGCAACCUCCUUCUACUCCUCCCCCACUCUCGGCGCCACAACCACUAUGGCCGUUUUCUUCCACGAAAUCCCCCACGAAGUCGGCGACUUCGCGCUCCUGAUUCAAUCCGGCUUCUCGAAGCACAAAGCCAUGGGCGCGCAGUUCCUGACUGCGGUCGGUGCUUUCUUGGGCACGAUCAUCGGGAUACUAGUGCAGGAAUAUGGAAGUGGUGAGGACAAGCCUGUUGUGGGAGGGAUGAGGGAGGGGUUAUUUGGAACGAGUUUGCAAUGGAGCGAUAUGCUGCUUCCUUUUACUGCUGGGACUUUUUUGUUCGUGGGAACUGUAGGUGUGAUUCCGGAGUUGCUUGAGAAUGAGAGGGGGAGUACUAGGGUGCAGGAGUUGAAGAGGACUUUGUCGCAGUUUGUGGCUAUGGCUGUUGGAGCUUUGAUUAUGGUUGCUAUUUCUUGGCAUUGA